GAAUGCUGGGGCCACAGAGCGCUAUCACUCCGCUCCCGGGAGCUGAACCGGGGUGAGGAGCUGGCGGCUCAUCUACACCCUCCCCUCCCCGACCUUCACAACCGCGGCGCAGGGAGGACGGUCUGCGAAGGGAAAUCGAUACAUUUGCCAGGGAGAGUGUAGCGAGUGACUGUAACCAGUCACAGUUUAACCAGUGUAAUCAGCGACUGUAACGAGUGACUGUAACUAAUCAACAGACUGACACUCCAGCCCUGCCAUCAAUUUGAGCUUUACACCCCGGCCCGUCCAUGGGUCGCCUCGCUGUGAGGACGGGAGCAGCAGCAGCCGGCAGCGGGUAGAGUUGAAAUUACACCCCAAUGCAAUUUCAGCUGCAGUUUCAAUGUUGCGCCCCGGCCGCUGCCUGAUCUAAUGUAGCGCCGCCGAUCCCAGACGGAGCUGGUGAACGGACGAGGAGGAUACGCACUGUUUGCCCAAUGAGCCGGUGUUAUCUGCAAGUUGGAUUUGUUUGCCACAUCUCGGGCCGAGGGUGAGAGUCUGUCUCACCCACCAUGGCCCUUGGUCUGCUCGGCGGCGGUGGCGCCGCCUCUCCCCAGUCAACUCUCCACGACGCCGGCUGGCUGCUCCUGCUGCUACUGUUUGCGGCCUCCAUAGUGACUGUGCUGACUUGGCUGGUGCAGUACUCGUUCGGGAUUCUCCGGCGCUCCGGGACGGCCGCUCUCCAACACCGUCCUCCCGGCGCGCUGGGCUUGUGGACCUCGCUCCUGCAGCUCGGCUGCUCCCGGGAAGACAGCGCCUCCAGCUCUGGGCUUCGCCAUCUACUCGCCUCCCUCUCCUCCUUCAAGUCCUUCAGAGACAAUUGGCAGAAUGCGUGGAUCAAGGCGCUGAACGACCAGGCUUGUCGCAUGGGGAGCUCGGUGCAAAUCAGCUUUGAGGAAAGUCCCCAGCUGCCAUCAACGGCCUGCAUCAGCCAAGUGACUUGCAUAGACCAGUCGGAGCAGAGCAUGGUACUUUGCUGCAAUUUAGCGGUGGAUGCAAUACAGUUCCCCGUGUCUGUCACUCAGCAGUCUCCAGCUGCCGUGUCUAUGGAUUCCUACCAAGUCAUUCUGGCUCCACUUCAGGCUCAGAUGGAGAUCUGUUUGGAAGAAGCAGAGAUCAAAGGCCUGCUGGUCACAUGGUCGUUCAAGGAGCCUCCUGUUCUGUCCCUCACGGUCACCCCUAAACUACAGAGAGGGGGGAAUGAUGGAAAAGCCGACAUCUCCACCAUCAAAGAAUUGAUUGAAGAUACAAUUGUCAGCACCAGUCCAGCCAUGUUGAUCAAUCUCAAGGCACAUAUAGGAAACACUGUGGUGCCAGGGGAGAAACUUGGUAAGACAUCAGCUCCCCCAUCAAAGGUCGCUCUUAAUGCAGGGGGUAAGCUGGUGAUCAGACAGCUGAAGGCAAAUAUCAGCAGAGUGGAAGAAGCGGGUUGUGGAGAGUUGUGUUGUGUGCUGGAACUUGACAGCCCGUCACAGAUGAAACGAACAAGAUAUGUGAUGCCCAAGUCCCAGAGCCCAAACUCUGUUCUGAAGUGGAACGAUGAAGUAUCCUUUGAGUUGGGAGCAGGAAGCAAGGAAAUGAAAGUGAAAGUCCUGGAAAAGUCUGAACAAAGUGAGAAUGUGCUAUUGGGACAGAGUGUGAUCCCACUGGAUUUAUCCCAGAGAUCACCAUCUGGAUGCCAGAGCUUUCCAUUAGCAGCCUCUCCAGAAACGUCGAACACUUCUGCUGGAUCAGUCUCACUGGAGCUGAUUUACAUGGAGCGCACAGAUGCCAAGACAGCCCAGUCACAGGUCCCACUGCGGACCACUGUUACCCCAACGAAAAAAAUUGAAAUGGAACGAACCGUAAUGCCGGACGGAACUAUAGUGACCACAGUAACAACUAUCCAAUCGCGGCCUAAGUUCGACAGCAAAACAGAUUCUCCCACAAGGUCACCCUCCAAGGUGGAAGUAACGGAGAAGAGAUCCAUCAAGCUGGAUGAUAGCCCAGUCAGCCAACUUCCCUACAAUGUGGGCAACCAGCUUGCUAAUGGUCUGGAUCCAGUCGUACAGACAGCGAUACAGCAACUGACAGAAUCUGCUAACAAGCCCAGCAAAAAGACACCCACCAAACGCAGCACGCUGAUCAUAUCCGGCAUAUCAAAGUCCCCCAUUGAUCAGGACGAAAUGGCUCUCUCUGUGGGUUACGCAGCUGCGAUGGAUGCCUCGCUGCAGUCUGAGGCUGGGUUGCCUGCCCUGCCCCACUGCAGCACCCAGACUGCACUGGAGUCGCCCAAGUCCACGGAUCCUCCUUCGAACCAGCGGCAGUCGGUCAGCCAGGAGCCGGACGAGGCCAUUGCAUCCGACAUUUCCGAGCGACCGUCGGUGGAUGAUGUCGAAUCUGAAACAGGGUCAACAGGAGCACUUGAAACCAGAAGCUUGAAGGAUCACAAAGUUGGCUUUCUCCGAAGUGGAACAAAGCUCUUGUUCAGGAGGAAACACAAGCAGAAGGAGCCGGGUUUCAGCCACUCGCACGACGACCUGUCCCACGUCAGUGAUAGCCCUUCAUCUACGCGGAAGAAGUCGGGAAGCUUCUCUCGGAAGCUGAUCAAACGUUUCUCCUUCAAGUCCAAGUCCAAGUCCAAGUCAAAGGCUAACACCAACGGCAAUACUGGGGCAACGGGGAACUGAAUGCACUAGGAUACCCAGACAGCAUUGUUGGAUUAGAUACCUGGUGGGUCAACUAUCUGGGGACAGGACAACAAGGGGCAAAGCACAAGGAGCCCAACCAUGAUUGUUGCAGUAACUUUUGUCCUGGGUUUCUUUUCGGUGACUUUCUUUGAUGGUUGGAGUGGUGCCGUCACUUGUGAAAGCCACUGUGCAGUAAACUUUCUCCCAAGUCUGAUCAUGUGUUGAUGGCAAAAAAAACAACGGACCUUUCGACACUCUGAAGCCAAGGAAAUUCUUGAGUCAAGGACUAAGAUGCAAAGGCCUUUGUUUGGUGACACUAGUUUUGAAUGUAAACUAUCAACCUGACUUAACCUUUCCCCAAUUUUAUUUAUUGAAAGUCUAUAACUUUGCCAGGUUUUGGCAGCUGUACAAGAUGUUUUAAUAGAAAUACUGUUGUAAUGUUAUAAUUGGGAGGAAUUAACUGUCACUGAUUGCUGCCUAUUCUUGCAUUUACUGAUUUGUAUCUUCUUGUUGUUUUGAAAAUAUAAACAAAUAGAUAAAUUUUAACUCUUUCUCCAUUUGAAAAGAAAGGGAAGUCACCUUGAAAUAACAUCAUUGCACUCUUUGGACCCUGAAUGGCACCCAAACCAAUGGGAAAUCAAUGAGGGGCAGAGCGUGCUUUCAGAGGGUGACGGAGAUGAUGCUGGCCAGUUGCAAUUGUCGCACUUUUUGUAUUCGCUGAUCUUUUGGCAGAUUGCAUCCAGUUUUUUUAUCCUUGCAAGCUGUGACGUUGAAUCUAAGUCCAGUCAAAGUCCAGUGAAGGUACGGAGAAGAUUUGUGAGAUCAGGAACAAGAUGUAGGUCUGAGGUGACAGGGAAAGACUUGGCAAACUGACAUUUUGGAGCAGAGGUAGAGUGAAAGGUUUAAGAGUUGUCCAAAAUGUUGAUGACAUUUGGUACAAGUAAAUGGUGGGAAAUUUCCAAUGGUAGAAGCUUUUAGAGAUUUUAUUUGAUGCGAGUUAUUUGAUGUAAAAUGCUCAAAAGAGAGUAGAAAUGAAUUCAAUAGCAAAUCUCAAAGAGGAAAUGGAGAAAUACUUGAAGUGGAGAAUAUUUGCAGGGAUAUGGGGGGAGAACAGAGAAGUGCGACUAUUUGGAUCUCGCUUUCAAACAGUGGCAUAGGCACAAUGAGCUUCGAUGUCUUCCUUAAUAUAUCAUGCUUUGAUUCUAUGAAUGUCGCAUCACCUCAAUUGGAUCCAGAGACUGUACUGCUUGAAUUAACGUCCUUAGAAAUUGUUUCAAAACACUGCACGGAUCAGGGAACAUUGAAAGAGAGCAAAACAGGGUUAAUAUUUCAGGCUGAUGCAGUCAGGUUCAUUACAAACAGUUAGUUUAAUUUAGUUAAGUGAUACAACAUAGAAACAGAACCUCAGUCCCCCGACCUGUUCACACUCCCACUCCCAACACAUUUGGGGUAAAUGUUUAUGAAACAGAGGCCAAUUAAUUUACACAUCCGCACGUCUUUUGGAUGUGGGAGGAAACCAGAGCACCCGGAGGAAACCCAUGGGGUCACAGGGAGAACGCGCAUACUCCAUACAGAUAGCACCCGAGAUCAGGAUCGAACCCGGGUCUUUAGGGCUGUGAGGUAGCAGCUCCACCAGCUGUGACACUGUGCUGUUUGGUGAAAUGUCCUUGCCCUGAAAGAUGAACUGUUACCCUCUCCAAAGAUGCUUUAUGACCUGUAGUGCUUUUCGUGUAUUUUGAGAUGUUAUUUGAGAUUUCUGGCACUCAUCGGUAUUUUAGUGUUUGUCAAAGAAAAUCAUGCACAGGGGUGACGUUUGGACUGGAAUUGAGCAUGAAGGUAAUAUUUACCCCAGGUGAAAGGACUGACGCGAGACCUCCCCAACCAUUAUCGCGUAUAUCCAGAGGGUGCAUAGCCUUUGGCAUAGCCACAAUGGAAUAGUUAGUAUGGUGCCUGAGGCUUGUUCAUGAUACACAUUGUAUAUAUAUAGAUAGAUUUAAGUUAGUGCAAGGUCUAAUCUGCAGUACUUGGUGAGACUGCCUACAACAAAUGCUUUGUGCCCAGUUCUUGAAGCACAUUGGUUUUCUGAACUAGAUUCCCACCCACAAUGUUUUUGGUUUAGAUUUUGCUCCAUCAUGGGCAAAUACUGAGGCAUCUCAGUUACCAUAUUGAGGAGAUGGGUGACUGUUCCGAUACUCCCCGCAGGUGGCUCCUUGGGAGAUACAUAUGUAAAAAGCAUUGUACCAUUAAUCGCCUCUUUUUUGGGGCUGGGGGAAAGGGUGGUGAAUGAAUAUAAUGAUGAUGCGACUUUGUUGUAGCUUCUAGUCAUUUCGUAGCGCAGGUGACGAUUUGGAAAUAACUAACAGCCAUUUGGCUUCCAUUUCUUGAAGAGGGUGGGACAAUGGGAUGGACUCUAUACUGAAAUUAGUUUUUGCUGAGAGUGAAAAAUAAUUUUAAAAAAAACCUUAAAAACCUCAAUAAUUAAUCCUCCUAGAGACGUGGGAAGAUAAAGAUAGUGGAUGUUUUAUUUGCCUCUGAAGAAUAACCAGUUAGUUGGCUCAAAGCCUGAACUGCCGAGACAGUGAAGAUGCUACUGGUUUGCAAAGUGGUACAAGCCGUUAUGAUGGGGGCUGGUUCAACCCCAGGUAACAAAUACCAUUUCAAGAGGGAUCUGUAGGUACUAUCCCAUAAAUUACUAUGGGCUGCACUGUCCUGAAUGCUACUUUAAAUCCAAACUCAAAAGAGUGUACACAUUUCCUUAAAUUCCUUGAAAAUAAAUAUUGAUUUAAAAAAACAUAUUGUUCACACUGGCAACUGCAUGUUUUAAUAAAGAUUUUGAUUGUU
Molecule: messenger RNA, 5546 nt
Organism: Amblyraja radiata (thorny skate)
Lineage: Eukaryota; Metazoa; Chordata; Chondrichthyes; Rajiformes; Rajidae
Gene: c2cd2l
Product: c2cd2 like
Exons: 14
Coding region: 549-2705 (718 amino acids)
Biological process (GO): positive regulation of insulin secretion involved in cellular response to glucose stimulus
Cellular component (GO): cytoplasmic side of apical plasma membrane
Molecular function (GO): phosphatidylinositol binding; phosphatidylinositol transfer activity
Source: RefSeq, a predicted model, not a curated record